CCAGUUUCAUUUCAACGCUCCGUCCCUGUCCUGUCUGAUCUCUGAUCUCGAUGCCCCCCAUUGCGCGAGCCCUUGCACGUUUUUGUCCUUGCACCCAGGAUGAAAGCCCACCCCCCACUCACCCCUGUCCCGGCCGCACGGCAUCCCCGAGGUCCUGGCCCAGCGCCGGGAUCAAGGGAAUGAGAAGCAAGCUGAUCAGAGGGUGCAGAGUCUGUCCCGGAGUCUCGGCAUGUGCCCUUCCACAGUGGUGAGACAUGGCAGAGUUAGCGCGUCAUCAGAUAUCGGCGUCAUGCCUUCCAUCCCCACACCCAAGAUCUCGAGC
Molecule: messenger RNA, 322 nt
Organism: Cutaneotrichosporon oleaginosum
Lineage: Eukaryota; Fungi; Basidiomycota; Tremellomycetes; Trichosporonales; Trichosporonaceae
Source: RefSeq, a predicted model, not a curated record